AUGGAAUUUGGUAAGAAAGAGAAAAACAAUUAGAUGAGGAAACAAAAUAUUGUUUUAAGUAUUGUAGUUAUGGAAAUUUAGAAAUUAAAUAACUCAUUAAGACAUAUAUUUGGAUAGAAAAGUUAUUAAAUCAUUUGUAAAAAAGAUUUGUGUAAAAAAAGAGGAAGUUAACAAAAAAGUAUAAAAUUUUAAUAUAUCACAGGGAGAAAAAUAGUAGAAGGAAUUGAAAUAAAGGAUGUAAUAUGA
Messenger RNA from Paramecium octaurelia, 246 nucleotides. NCBI's taxonomy places the organism in Eukaryota, Ciliophora, Oligohymenophorea, Peniculida, Parameciidae. The record is from the annotation of a GenBank genome assembly.